Molecule: messenger RNA, 1538 nt
Organism: Odocoileus virginianus texanus
Lineage: Eukaryota; Metazoa; Chordata; Mammalia; Artiodactyla; Cervidae
Gene: KIN
Product: Kin17 DNA and RNA binding protein
Biological process (GO): DNA damage response; DNA replication
Cellular component (GO): nucleus
Molecular function (GO): double-stranded DNA binding
Source: RefSeq, a predicted model, not a curated record
GGCGGUUGGUAUUUGUCCCGCCCACUCUCGUUCGCCUUGUUCCGCUUCCGGUCGUCUGGGCGCUGGCCCCGGAAGGUUGUUGUGGUGGUAGCGAUGGGGAAGUCAGAUUUUCUCACCCCGAAGGCUAUCGCCAACAGGAUCAAGUCUAAGGGGCUUCAGAAGCUGCGCUGGUAUUGCCAGAUGUGCCAGAAACAGUGCCGGGACGAGAAUGGCUUUAAGUGUCAUUGUAUGUCUGAAUCUCAUCAGAGACAGCUGUUGCUGGCUUCAGAAAAUCCUCAGCAAUUUAUGGAUUAUUUUUCAGAGGAAUUCCGAAAUGACUUCCUAGAACUUCUCAGGAGACGCUUUGGCACCAAGAGGGUUCACAACAACAUUGUUUACAAUGAGUACAUCAGCCACCGGGAGCACAUCCACAUGAACGCCACGCAGUGGGAGACACUGACGGAUUUCACCAAGUGGCUGGGCAGAGAAGGUUUGUGCAAAGUGGAUGAGACACCAAAAGGCUGGUAUAUUCAGUAUAUAGAUAGGGACCCUGAAACAAUCCGCCGGCAGCUGGAACUAGAGAAAAAGAAGAAGCAGGACCUGGAUGAUGAAGAAAAAACCGCCAAAUUUAUUCAAGAACAAGUGAGAAGAGGUCUGGAAGGGAAAGAGCAGGAAGUCCCUGUUUUUACGGAAUUAAGCAGAGAAAAUGACGAAGAAAAAGUUACAUUUAAUCUGAAUAAAGGAGCCUGUAGUUCAGGAGCAGCAUCUUCCAAAUCAAGUUUUUUGGGACCAAGUGCCCUGAAAACGAUUGGGACCACGGCAUCAGUGAAGCGGAAGGAGUCCUCCCAGAGCUCAGCUCCGUCAAAGGAGAAGAAGAAGAAGUCUGCCCUCGAUGAAAUCAUGGAGAUUGAAGAGGAGAAGAAAAGAACUGCACGGACAGAUUACUGGCUGCAGCCUAAAAUCAUAGUGAAAAUUAUAACCAAAAAACUUGGAGAGAAGUAUCAUAAGAAGAAGGGUGUCGUAAAGGAAGUAAUUGACAAAUACACAGCUGUCGUAAAGAUGAUUGACUCUGGAGACAAGCUGAAACUUGACCAGACUCAUUUAGAGACAGUCAUUCCAGCACCAGGAAAAAGAAUCCGUGUUUUAAAUGGAGGCUACAGAGGAAAUGAAGGCACCCUAGAAUCCAUCAAUGAGAAGACUUUUUCUGCUACUAUAGUCAUUGAAACUGGCCCUUUAAAAGGACGCAGAGUUGAAGGAAUUCAAUACGAAGACAUUUCUAAACUUGCCUGAGUUUGAAAAUUUAUUAGCAUAACAUUAAAAUCUUAAAGCAUCAAAUUGGUGUUCACCAAGACAUUACAAGACUCUACUGUGUUAGGGUGUUUCUUUUUAUAAAACAAAUGGAUUUAUUUAAAUAUUACUGUAGUUGUUUAGCCUAACUUAUAGAAAAAUCUAGUUAUGUCUCGUGAAGUAUCAAAAUUAUGUAAUUUUGUCCUUGUUUUUGUUGCCUUUGUAGUAUUUCCUUGAUUUUUUAAUCUACAUUAAAAGAAUAUUAUUGUAAA